UCUACUAGUAUAGUUUAUAUCUAAUAGUAUAUAUCUUCUCUAAAGAAAACAAACUUCAUGUAAUAAAGUAACAACCACUACUACUAAUCCUGAAUCCCUCUCCCUUCUCUAUCACUCUAUCUGCAAGCAUAUAUGCUAUCCAAUCUUGAAAGAAAUUCUAGGUUUAAACUAAUCUCCAAAGAAUAAAUGAGAUAUAUAUAUAUAUAUAUAUAUAUAUAUAUAUAUAGGUUAGCUAAGAGACUACAGGGAGAGCAGAGAGAGUCUUGUUGCGAAGUGAUCAUGAAGCCGCGUCCGUCUCCGGCGGCGGCGUCUUCCGGCGGCGUUCCGGCGAGGCUCCGGCCGCACCUCACCCGGCUCACCGUGUUCCUGAUCGUCUUCUCCGCCGGGUACUCGGUUGGCAUCAUGUCGUCGUCCAUCCGGCCGCCUGCGAGCAAGCCGUCGCAGACGGUCAUACGGCCGCGCGCCGCGCACCUCUCCGGCACCGCCUCCUCCACGGAUGUCCCGGCGAGCAACGGCAGCGCUGCGGCGGCGGCGAACUACCCGCGCUCGCCGCCGCACGAUCUGUUCCGGUUCAGGGAGGAGUGUGGCGAGGCGAUACCCAGCGACGCCGUCGUGCGGACGCUCCUCGACAAGCUGUUCGACGGGGAGAGCCCGUACGAGAGCUUCCCGCCGCCGCACACCGCCGCGCUGCUGCACCCGGCUGCGGCGAGGCCGCGCGGGUGGGGCUCGACCGGCGCGGUGUUCGCGGAGCUGAUCGAGGAGGUGCGGCCCGACGUCAUCGUGGAGCUCGGCGCCUUCCUGGGCGCGUCGGCGCUGCACAUGGCGGCCGUGUCCAAGAACCUCUCGCUGUCCCCGGCCAUCCUCUGCGUCGACGACUUCCGCGGCUGGCCGGCGUUCCGCGACCGCUUCCGCCGCGACGUCCCGCCGCCGCGCCACGGCGAUGCGCUGCUGCUGCCGCAGUUCAUGUCGAACGUGGCCGCGGCGGGCGCCGACGCGACGGCGCGGGUGCUCCCGCUCCCCUUCUCGACGGCGUCCGCGCUCGCCGCGCUCUGCCACUGGGGCGUCUACGCCGACCUCAUCGAGGUGGACGCCGGCCACGACUUCCACUCGGCGUGGGCGGACAUCAACCUCGCCUGGGCCGUGCUCCGCCCCGGCGGCGUCAUGUUCGGCCACGACUACUUCACCGCCGCCGACGACCGCGGCGUCCGGCGAGCCGUGACGCUGUUCGCCAGGGUGAAGGGCCUCACCGUCCGGCCGCACGGCCAGCACUGGGUCCUCUCCCCGAAGCCGCCGCUCCGCCGCGACGGCCGGUGACUCCUCGCCGGCGAAAAGCUCGCCGUCGCCGGCGGGGCCACGCACUCGGCGACGUGACGUCGGCGCCCGACACGUGUUCGUCUCAAAAACUCCCAACCACCACCCUUUUUUCAAAGCUCCAUUCUUACACAAGAAUCAAUUCAAGAAUUUGGUUCUUCUACUUUGUACUGUGAAUUUAUACCAAAUUCAUACACACGAGAUCAUACGUACUACAAUGUAUUCAGGUGAGCAGAUGACAUGUUCUUGUCGGUAUUACUUGUUUCAUUUUUUUUGUUUAUAACUACCUAAUUUAUCCAUUCAAGAGUACAUUAAUUUCAAUCAAACAAUUAGGUAAGUUAAAUUCUAGUGAGACCAAGUAUUUGCCGUUGGUUUCCGUCUCUCUGAAUACGUGGGUAUUAACGCGUGGUGCAUGUACAUAGCGGUGCGCGUGCGUAUGCGUCUUUCGUGUAAUAAAAAAGGUUUAAAUCUUUUG
Messenger RNA from Oryza sativa Japonica Group (Japanese rice), 1786 nucleotides. RefSeq lists its product as uncharacterized. The record is from RefSeq and is a predicted model, not a curated record. Lineage: Eukaryota; Viridiplantae; Streptophyta; Magnoliopsida; Poales; Poaceae.